Molecule: messenger RNA, 944 nt
Organism: Gossypium raimondii (Peruvian cotton)
Lineage: Eukaryota; Viridiplantae; Streptophyta; Magnoliopsida; Malvales; Malvaceae
Exons: 6
Coding region: 1-675 (224 amino acids)
Cellular component (GO): endoplasmic reticulum
Source: RefSeq, a predicted model, not a curated record
AUGAACGAACCCUGGUGUCGCCUGUUUAAAUUCAUUUUUUCAUUUCUUAUUGAAGAGAAAAACAUAAAUGUAACCAGUUCCGGCAGACUCAUGGCGACACUUAUCGGAAAUCCACUCAUCAAGGCUUUCUUUAUUAUUUUCCUGGUUUCAGCCGCCACCGCCACCGCCACCGCCACCGGCGACGCCCCCUUCAUCAUCGCUCACAAGAAGGCAUCGCUGAACAGACUCAAAUCCGGCGCCGAACGCGUCUCCGUUUCCGUCGACAUCUACAACCAAGGCUUCACGGCGGCAUAUGAUUUGAGUCUCAUUGAUAAUAGCUGGCCUCAAGAUGCUUUUGAUAUUGUCAAUGGCAACACUUCACAUUCAUGGCAGAAGCUUGAUGCCGGUGGUCAUCUAUCACAUUCAUUUGAAUUAGAGGCCAAAAGGAAAGGAAUGUUUCAUGGUGCUCCAGCAGUCAUAUAUUUCCGAAUUCCCACCAAGUCUGUUCAACAGGAGGCGUAUUCAACUCCAAUCUUUCCCUUAGAUAUCCUUGAGGAAAGACCGCCUGAGAAGAAGUUUGAGUGGGCUAAGAGGUUGAUGGCUAAGUAUGGGUCUCAAAUCUCCGUGAUAUCAAUUGUGGUUCUGUUCAUCUACCUGAUAAUAACCCCAUCCAAAGCAAGCAAGAAGAAGCGCUAAAAUAGAGUGUCUCCACUUAAUGCACAACAUCCUUUCUUUCCUUGUUUCUGUUUGCAGUUAAAAUAGGGUCUUUGGUUGUGUCUACACUUGAUUGAAACAGCUAAUGGAUAGUACUUAGGAGCAUGAUUUCAUUUCAUGCUACGUACACAUCACUUGUAUCGUAGGGGAUUUAGGACAAAACUCUAUCAGCAUGCCUGCAUGUGACAGCGACAUCGUAUCUCAUUUUGCAGUUGUAAUCGUUACGAGGGGAAUGGCCUGCGGUUUAAACA